Molecule: messenger RNA, 1560 nt
Organism: Mycotypha africana
Lineage: Eukaryota; Fungi; Mucoromycota; Mucoromycetes; Mucorales; Mycotyphaceae
Exons: 3
Coding region: 1-1560 (519 amino acids)
Cellular component (GO): RNA polymerase II transcription regulator complex
Molecular function (GO): transcription cis-regulatory region binding; DNA-binding transcription activator activity, RNA polymerase II-specific
Source: RefSeq, a predicted model, not a curated record
AUGCCCUUUUGCAACAAACGUUUAUCUGUCUUCACCAGUUUAACACUACAGAUAACACGUAUGAGUCAACAACAAGAACAGCAUCAGGAUAAGAGACAAAAUAGUAGUAGGAUUUUAAGCAACAAUUCUUACAUAGCCAGCAAUAGCUCUAUUCUCAGUCUACCUAACUCAACUGAUAUUGCUGCUUUGCCAAACGAUCUAUUUGACUUCUUAUUUGAAGAUAACUACACUAAUUCGGUUUCUAAUGCCACCUUCACCUUACCAACGAGCAGUUAUGUCCCCAUUGCGCCUGCAAUUCAGGAAAAUCAAACCCAAUUUAAUCGCCAACAACGGCAGCCAGUACAAACAUUAACACACAAACAGCAUUUUAGCCCUUCCGAAGAUGACGAAGAGGGAUUGGAUGAGCAAUCUUUGAAACAGCUACCCGUUAAAGAAAGAAGACAAAUCAGGAACAAAAUAUCAGCAAGGAACUUUCGUAAUCGAAGGAAAGAAUACGUGACUAAAUUGGAAGGUGAACUGGAGUCGUAUAAGAUACAAAAUAGUCGUUUUGCAGUCGAAGUCCAAUGGCUCAAAGAAAUGAUGGGCAAAUUACAACAAGAAAAUGAUCGUUUACGUCUAGAACUUCUACUCUGUAAAAAUGGUAUUUCCAUUGACAGUAUUGAUAUGAACACAUUCAAUUCAACCUUGAAUGCAACUAUAACUGAUGGUAGUAGUAGAAGUAGUAACAAUAAUAACAAUAACAGCAGUAGCAGCAAUGACAGUACAUGUAGCACCCCGCCUUCCAACAUUCAAAAUAACAACUGUACAGCAUCAGGAACAAUCGUAGCUAUACCCCUAACUGCCUCGCCUACAACGCCACCGAAUCUUCCGAUGAACCCAACCUCCACCACUGAGGAUACUAAUUCUCAUCACGCAAUAGAAACCAUGGACAUGAUGACACCCCUUAGUCUGAUUAAUUCCUCUGUAUCUUCAUCUCGAGCGUCUGAGUCGCUUAGUAAUACGGAGCAGCAGCAACUCUACAUCUCGCAUACAACUAUUCCAGAGUGGGACUUUACAGACUUAUAUGAUAACAAAAAGUUAAGCGACAAAACUGACAUUAUGGCAAUAAAUCUAGCGAAGGAUAUAUUGAAAGAAGAAGUGCAUGUACAAGAUGGCGAGAAUAAGUCAGCAAGUAUUUUGAUGCAAAAAUAUCCUUUACUUGUACCAGCCGUUAUGUCUAUUGUUAUACAUCAAAUGAUGAUGAUGAUGGUGGUAAUGGCAACAAUGGCUUCAACUACGGUUAUUGAUGGAAAGAAGAAAAGCUUAACGACUACCUUGCCUGCCAUUGGUCUGAAAAGCGGUGAUCUUAAAGAGGCAGAAACAGAAGUUAAGCAUGAUACGCAAUCAGUAAAAGGUACUACAACUGAAGAUAAUAAGGAAGAUGAAGAUUGCCCUCUCGAAUGGUUGAGAAAAUUCCUUUGUCAGUGCGUUAUACUUCGUUCAUUAGCACGAUAUCCCAAAUUAGACAGAGUUGUGAGAACAUAUUAUCCUCUUUGUAAAAAAUAUCGAACCGAAGUAUAA